Molecule: messenger RNA, 1886 nt
Organism: Xenopus laevis (African clawed frog)
Lineage: Eukaryota; Metazoa; Chordata; Amphibia; Anura; Pipidae
Gene: trip4.L
Product: thyroid hormone receptor interactor 4 L homeolog
Biological process (GO): positive regulation of DNA-templated transcription; rescue of stalled cytosolic ribosome
Cellular component (GO): nucleus; RQC-trigger complex; cytosol
Molecular function (GO): zinc ion binding
Source: RefSeq, marked provisional
GAAGGAAGGACACGCGAAGAGAGGGUUUCUACGAGUCUCUGUCAUGGCAGCUGAUCUGCUGCGCUGGUGUGUGGAGGAACUGGAGAAGCGUUUUGGACUGGGCGUCAGUGAAGACGUGGUUAGGUAUAUUCUAUCCAUUGACACAGAGGAAGAGAUUGACGAGUAUAUUAAUGACCUAGUACAGGCUCCAGAGGAUAAAAAGUCUCUCUUUACACGUGAACUGAAACUCCGAUGGCAGAGAAUCAGGCAACCAUCUGCUUCAAGCACUGCUCCAGCGUUCCAAAGGAAAGAUGGAACAGAAGAUUUGCAGACAGAGAAACUGUCAUUCGGGGAACAGGGUAAGCAAAGAAGGCGCAAAGGAAGGAACAAAAUGGAGCCUCUUCAAGCUGUAUAUUCUGUAGCCAAUACCUCUGCGGAAGAAGUAAAAACACCCAUGGAUUUGGCAAAGGCGCAGGAAGUUGUGGGGUUGUCAUCCUCCAAGAAGAAGCAAAAGUUUGUCAGUCUGUACACCAAGGAGGGGCAAGACAAACUGACUGUGCUUAUCCCUGGACGCCACCCUUGCGAGUGCUUGGCACAGAGGCACCGGCUUAUUAAUAACUGUAUGACAUGUGGCCGCAUUGUUUGUGAACAGGAGGGCUCAGGGCCGUGUCUGUUUUGUGGAAACCUGGUAUGCACAAAGGAAGAGCAAGACAUUUUGCAGCGAGACUCAAAUAAAAGUCAAAAACUCCGCAAGAAGCUUCUAGGUUCAGAGUCCUCUGCAAAAGACCUUCUCCCCCAUCAGGAAACCCGAAUGAAAGAAGGAUUAGAGAAAGCUCUGCAACAUCGAGACAAACUCUUAGAGUAUGACAAGACUAGUGUGCGGCGGACUCAUGUGAUUGAUGAUGAAUCUGAUUACUUCGCCACGGACUCAAAUCAGUGGUUGUCUCAGGCGGAAAGAGAAACCUUGCGAAUGAAGGAACAGGAGUUGCAGGAACUGCGUCAUGCCUCUCGCCUUUCUCGUAAAUUCACAAUUGAUUUUGCGGGAAGGAAGGUCUUUGAGGAAAGAGGAGAUCUUACAGAGUACCAUAAGCAGUUGGAUGAUACUGUCCAGUCAGUUAACUCUGGAACAGUGGUCCCUUCAGGGAAUUCUAGAGAAAGAUCAAACGUUUCAUCUCUGGUAAAUCCAAGUCUACUACAGCCUUCACCAGUGUGGGUGGAUCAGGUUAGCGCAGGCUCAUACAAGAAGAAAGCUCUUUCGGAGGAGACAAACCCUUGUUCUGAAAGAAACCGGCUGCGGAUACAGGACCGUGAAUUACAAGAGAUUAGUGACCUAGGCAUGUGCUUGAGCAUGCACCAACCUUGGGCUUCUCUACUUGUUGCAGGCAUCAAACAGGUAGAGGGAAGGACAUGGUACAGUGCUCAUAGAGGCCGCUUGUGGAUAGCGGCUGCUGCGAAACAACCUUCCUCACAGGAAAUCUCUGAGCUGGAAACUUCCUACAGAGUGUUGCUUCAAAAAGCCGUACAGUUUCCAAAAGACUACCCUACUAGUUGUCUCCUGGGUUGUGUUGAUGUGCUCGACUGUCUGUCACAAGAGCAAUUCAAAGAACAGUAUCCAAGUAUGAAUCAAGAAUCUGGCUCUCCAUUUGUAUUCAUCUGCAACAAUCCCCAAGAACUGCUAAUUAAAUUUCCCAUUAAAGGACAGCAUAAGAUCUGGAAACUGGACUCCAAAAUCCACCAGGGAGCCAAAAAAGGUUUAAUGGCCAGAUAAACCAAAGAAGAUGCCAAGUAAAGGUCACCUGACCCAUGUUUAUGAGGAGCCAUGAUUAAUACUUGUCAUCCAAAACAAGGACAAUUAUCUCUGUUAAAAGUAAUUUUAUGGAUAAUUGACUUAAAAAUAAAUCAGACUG